AAUGUUUGCAUAGAGUGGCAAAAGUAAAAACUAAUUAAUAAAAUAUUAUAGUAUCGGAGGAUAAAUGUAAGAUUCACAAUAAUGCUUAUGAUUGUGUAAGCUUAAAUUAUACAGACAGGAGUUAAACAUUUAAAGCAUGUUCUCAAUGCAAAUAAUAAAGAACAAAGGAAUAAUUUAUUUCUUUUAAAGAGAUAUAAAAUAAACUCUAAACUUAAAUAUCAAAUGAUUUAGUUGGAGAAUUCAAAUUAAAAUUGACUCCAUUAUUUGAUGAGACAGAAUAAUUAAGAACAAAAUUAUUAUAAUUAGCAGAUGAUAUUUAUAAGAUAUUGCUUAAUAGCAUCCAUAAUUUAUUUGUUAAUUGUUUAUUUAAAUAGUUGCCCAAUAAUUUAUUUACUACAUAGGACAUAUUCGAUGUAAUCAAUUUUGAUUAUCUAAUUAUAGUUAAUGACUCCAAAAACUAUUGAUGAUUUCACUUCAAUAAUUGAUUAAUAGAUUUCAUUUUAGAAAGGAGAGGAUUCAAGUGCUAGUUUAUUGACUAAAGUGCUGUUUAAUGAUUAAGAAGCUAGACAAUUUUUAGAUGCAUUAACAGAAACAUAAGGGGUAAAAUAGAAAUUGGAAAAAGUUCAUAGUGAGUUUGUUUAACAUAAGAAUGAUAUUUCUAAGAAAAUUGAUUAAAUAAGUAAAUAAGUAUGAUCAUAAAUCUGAUUUAAUUUUAGAGUGUAGUAGAGGUUCCAAAAGUAGAUUUAAAUGAACCUGUACUAUAAUUUUUAAUUGAAAAAAAUAAGUAAGAACAAGAGUAUUUAGUUGAAGCAAUAAAAGAAGUAAUAAUAAUUAAUUAAAUAAAGAUAUAAGGAGUGACUGAUUUUUUAAUUGAACCAAAUCAAGAAGAGAAGUAAGAGAAUCCUUAAGUAAAAUCGAUAAUCUCAAUUAAUUAACAACUUCUUGCAUAUAGUUCUUAAACAAGGAUUUUUAUAUUUGAUAAAACAAAAAACUUUUAAUUCAUAUAAUAAUUAGAUUGUGAAAAUGAUAUUUCAGCUUUACGUUCAGUGACAUUAGAAGAUAAUAAAACAUAUAUAAUUGCAAGGUAUAAUAAGGAAUAAUAAUAAGUGUUGAAGAAAAUGAAGAAUCAUUUUAAUUAUAAUUUUGGGAUUGGGAAACUUUUGAUAAAUGGAAAGUGAUUAAUGCUCAUAAUAAAUAUAUAUGGUAGAUUAUUAAUUUACCUAAAAAUCUAAUAGCAUCAUGUUCAGAAGAUGAAGUAUAUAUAUAAUAUUAAUAUAAGACAAUUAAAAUAUUUGAUGCUUAAACAUAAUAAUAAGUAUAAACUAUUGCUGUUCAUUAAGCAAGUGUUAAUGACAUUGCUUUAAUAAAUCCAAAUAUUAUAGUCUCAGUUUCAGAUGAUGGUACACUUGUAGCAUCCAAUUAUUUGAAUGGUGAUUUAGUAGGAAUUGUUCCAUAAGAUAGUGAAAUUAAAUCAGUGAUUGCUUUAGAUGGGAUUAGAUUUGUUACUGGAAAUAGUUCUGGAGAAAUAAUAAUCUAUUCAUUUGUUUAAUCAAUAGAAAUUUAGUAAGUUAUUAAAGCUCAUGAUUCUGUAGUUAGAUUUCUUAGUAGAAUAGACUAAAAGUAAAUAAAUAGUUUAAUUUUCUAUUAGAUUAUUUGUAUCUUCUUCUUGGGAUGGUACUCACAAAUUCAUCUCUAUAAUUGAUGGGGAAAUUAAAGUUAUUAAUGGUCCUAAAAAGAAUUUCUCUGAACCACUACUUUGGAUUCAAGAUAUUGGUUGUCUAGUAGCCUCAGGAGGUGGAAUUCUAUAAAAAUACAAAUGA
This is a messenger RNA of Paramecium pentaurelia, 1820 nucleotides long. The record is from the annotation of a GenBank genome assembly. Lineage: Eukaryota; Ciliophora; Oligohymenophorea; Peniculida; Parameciidae.